Messenger RNA from Ostrea edulis (European flat oyster), 5934 nucleotides. Its product is annotated as zinc finger protein 318-like. Lineage: Eukaryota; Metazoa; Mollusca; Bivalvia; Ostreida; Ostreidae. Bases 98 to 5683 code for a protein of 1861 amino acids. Gene Ontology annotation, cellular component: nucleoplasm. Gene Ontology annotation, biological process: positive regulation of DNA-templated transcription; negative regulation of DNA-templated transcription. The transcript has 8 exons. The record is from RefSeq and is a predicted model, not a curated record. Gene Ontology annotation, molecular function: zinc ion binding; nucleic acid binding.
CUUCUUCACGCUUUCCUGUAAUACAUGCAUGCGCAAUAGAACAUGUAACUUUCGGUUAACCGAUAGAGUAUUGACUUGAGAAGAUUUGAGGCCCGAAAUGGUGUUUCCAGGGAGGACGCGUGGUCGCGGAGUUGGUGCUAAAGGCGGAGGUAUCCAUGCAACAACAAGAAAAUCGUCAUCGGGUAUCGACAGAUCUCGUUACCGAGAACACGAGCGCUCUCUCUCGCCGCCGCACUCCAGGCCCGCUACUGUAGAAGACCGCCUUGGUGCUAAGUAUCCUAAUGAGAGUUCAUCACCUCCAACAGAAUCUUUAAGGAUCACGGUUGGAAAUGACAUCUUCAAAAAAGGAAGUAGCCCUCUGUCUGACAGACUGGGCCCACCCGUACAGCAGUACCAGAAUUCUGACAAUAUAUUUGAACGAGAAAGGAUGUUCUAUGGAGGGGCAGAGGACAUUGUGAAAAGAGAUGAUAAGUGGAGGAGAGAUUCCCAGGGAAAGAGGUAUGAUACCGAUUCUCAUGGAAGGGAUGAUGACAGGGGACGGGACAGGCGAAGAGAAAGUGGCAGAGAUUCGCGAAGCCGACGGGGAAGUAGUAAAGAACGUCCUGACUCUCGUCAUGAUCGGAGGGACUCUAGGAGAGAUGGUCGUGAUUAUCGCGACAGACGGGAGGGGAGUAGGGAGGGACAUCGCAGUGACAGUCACAGAAGAGAGGAGUCCCGGGACAGAGACUACCAUGAUCAUUACAGAAGUGAUGUAGAUAAAAAAUAUGAUGAACGAUUCAGUAGUGAGAAGUUGGAUCCACAAUAUGGAGAUAGAAUAAGACAUGAAAGUGACAAAUAUAAUGAGAUUUAUAGGGAGAGGGGUCUUGAGGGACAGAAUUCUAUGGGGAAUUACUAUCGGAGGGGAGGUCUGGAGUCUCUGACACAGCAAGUGAUGCGAAGUCCGCCAAAGUCGGAGCCCACACUACCCACUGCCAAACCUCUUAAAUCAAUUCUUAAGAAGAAAACGGAUAAUGUGGUACCUCCAGCAGAAAUGAGCGGGGAUCCUUACAGGUCACAGGUAGAGAACAGACUGGGGCCACCACUGGGACUAAACUACAAUUCAGCGGGAACGGGUCACUCCAUGGACAUCGAGGAUGAAGAGAGAUUUCUGUAUGGAGAACCAGAAAAGAAAGAACCUCCUCCUUCACAGCCGCCACCCUGGUCCCAGUCAUUUACAGGGGAUCAUUUUCAACCUCAGGGUGGUAAUACACAGCAAGGGAACACUUUUCCAAUCCUUGGUCAGCCGGGUAUAUAUUCCUCGCCACCCAGAAUUCCCGACAAACCUUGUGAGGAACAAGAAAGGCAGUAUGACUCCUCCGAUCUCCUCAGCAUUUUUAUGAAAAGACCACAGCCGAGAGUUUCGGAGGACACUCAACCCCCAAGUUCACAGAAACCAGCUUCCUUUGCAGAGACUUUGAAUCAAGAGGUGAAACAACAGAAAUAUGACCCAACUAUAGAAAACAUUUUAAAAUCAAUUGGUUUUGAUUUUGAAAUGUCCAAACGAAUGCAAGAAAAAGCAGGAAGUGAACCUUUAAAAGAAGAUGUUCCUCAGCAAUAUGGAAUAAACCAGAUGGCCUCGUUCUUAGGUGGAGGCUUGUCGACUGCGGAGCUAAGCUCAAAUCUGUUCCCCAAGAAGAAGCCACCUUUUGAGACAUUGUUAUCACAUGAGGCUAGAGACAGGGAAGGGGACAGGGGUUCAUUUGAAGGCAGACAUAAGGAAGGGGACAGGGGUUCAUUUGAAGGCAGACAUAAGGAAGGGGACAGGGGUUCAUUUGAAGGCAGACACAAGGAAGGGGACAAGGGUUCAUUUGAAGGCAGACACAAGGAGAGCUUUUUAGAUCAGAUUCUCAGUAAAGAUGUAUUCAGCAAGAGAGAUUCAUACCUCCCUCCUUUAUCCUCUGUAACCUCACAAGAGUAUGUACAACCACCUGCAGCUAGCUAUACUUCAACUUAUGCUCCAUACUCUCAAGAAUAUGCUCCUCCUGUUUAUACUAAAUCUUACCUACCAGCACAGUCCACAGUAAACGCUUAUUCUACCCCUCCUGUUGUUGACUCGUACAAUUUUCCUCAGUAUACUCCACCAGAGGGUGCUCCCAGCAUCAGGCAGAUGUCUCCAGGGUUACGAAAAGCUCCUGAAAUAUCAGCAAGAGGAAAUCUGACUACCAUAUCCCUAGCAGAAAGUGUUCCUGAACUGCAAAAGUCUGAGACAUCCAAGAAAAAUACAAGGCCAAAUUUAAGAGAAAUUCCAAAGUCAUUUGAACUGGUGGAAAGAAUGACAGAAACUCCAUUGAAAAAUACUGUGCCUCCUACUUUGUCAAGUAGAACAGUUUUACCGCCUAAAGGUGAAAGUGUUAAAUCACAAAGACCAGGAAUCAAACGCCCUGUGGAGAAAGAACCAGUACAAUCUAUGAUGAAUUCUAAAAAGCAAGCAGAAAAACUGCUGCGUGAUAAGGAAGAAAGACAAAAACGCAUCCAUGCUCUCGAAGAGGAACUGACAAAGCUCAGAAAGCAGCAGAAUGAAAUCAUGCGCAAAAAACGCCGUCAAAAGGAUGGCCACAAGGAUCCCAUCCUCUUGCAGAAUAGUCAGCUGCAGGAGGAAAUCUCCCUCCAGAUCUCCAAGCUUCGGAAACUCAGCGAGGGAAAAAGUGUAGAAGACAUUCAACCGCAGCAGAAGAAAAUCAAGGUGGAAAAAGAGGAAGUGAGAAUGACUGAGAAUAUGGAAAUAGCAGAAGUAGGUGAAGUUAAAGCAAGCACUAGAGAUCAAACAGUCAAAGAGGAAGUUCCUGCUUCAGCAGCCCUCAAAGAGGAAGUUAAGCUGGAGGCUGUGGUGAAGCAGGAAGAGAAACCUAAACAGUUGUCUUUUCAAGUAAAGGGAGGACAGAAAACCAGAUAUGAAUUCUUUGAUCCGGGAAAACACUGGUGCAAGCUCUGUAACACUGUAUAUGACACGGCCAUCCAGUUCUUAGAACAUACCCACCAGCGCCACAACAAGAAGUGGAAAAACACAGACACAUUUGAUAGACCUUGGAUUCCUGACCAAAUGAAGAACCCGUCCCAGAAGAAGAAAAUGCAGAAGGUGGAAGUGAUGUCUAUGAAGGGUCCUGAGUUCCUGUUUCCAACCAAUGGUUUCUACUGUGUUUUGUGCCGUGAGUUUUCUGGAGACGUUCAGUGUGCAGAAUUUCACCUAAAAACAGAAGUCCACCACACUAACUAUCAGAAAUUCUUGGUAGACAGUCCAUUCUAUGAGCAGCGCAGACAAUUAGACCGUGCCAAGGGACUCGCCGAGAAACAAGAAAAGACACUAAAGGAAAAAGAAUCCAAGCCAUUAUUUGGAAGAAGUGCAUCCAAAGAAAAAAAUGAGGACAAACAAGUGCAGAAAGUGCCCUCCUUUAACCUCAGGCAAUCAGAGAAAGAAGUGGAGGAGUUAUCGGAUGUAGAUAGCAGUGCACAAUCAAGUGCAGCAAUAAUGGCCAAAGUCAAACUAUCACUCAAAAAACCAAUCCCCAAGCCAGGAAAUGAGUCUGUCCCUCCCAUGUCUGAAAAAGAGGCUUCUCCAAUCCUGCAGAGUCAGACGUCUGUGGAAGAGGCAGAGAAAAAAACAGAGAAUGAUAAAAAGGAAGAUGGAAAGAAAGGAAUAGCAAUCAAAAUCACUAAUAAAAUUGGAAUUGUUGGGAAAGUUCCAGCAAAGAAGAAUGCACUUCUUCCUCCCUGGACCCCCGUCUCCAGACAGGACCCUCUGAAGAACGUUGCUGGAAUAGAAGCAGAGAAAAAUAAAUUGGCAUUGGAGAAGAAACAAGUAACUGCACAGGACAUCUUGAAGGCAUUGCAGGAGAAAAAAGAGCAAGAGAAAAAGGAAGCGGAGGAAAGGAAAGAGCAGGAAAGAAAGGAAGCGGAGGAAAAGAAAGAGCAGGAAAGAAAGGAAGCGGAGGAAAAGAAAGAGCAGGAAAGAAAGCAAGCGGAGGAAAAGAAAGAGCAAGAAAGAAAGGAAGCGGAGGAAAAGGCCAGGCAAGAAGUCACUGAGAUCCCUGUCCCAGAGGAGAAACCCAGCAAGAAAGAGGAGAACCCAGUGACCAACCUGGAGACAGUGCCAGACCUGAGUUCUAUCCCUAUACCAAGUCCUCCAAAAGCAGAGGAGACCUCCUCGAUGGUGAAUGACGAAGGCAACAUGAUGAACAAUAGUGAGGAAAAUACUUCAGAUGCUAACAUUCAGAAAAGUGAACUAGCUUUAGAAGGCAUUGUGAUGCCAAAAUCUGAUUUGGUGACAAAUGGAAAACAUUCUCAAGAAAUUGACAGUGAUCCGUCUUUAGCAACACAAGAAAAAGAUUUCAUUCAAGGACCAUCCAUGUUAAAUGAAAGCAAGGCAGCUGACACAGAAUUGAACACAUCAGUUCCACUUCAAAACAUGGAGGAAGACAUGGAAUUAGAAGAAGAGGAAGUUGUUGCUAUAGUUCCCGAAAUACCACAAAAAGACGAUAAACAGGAAUGUGAUACAUUUAGUACUGAAAAAAUUAGCACGUCACCUCCACCCUCAAAUUACAGAGAUACAGAGGUCAACCAGGCCAUUAUUGUAUCAGAAUGUAAAGAGAAAGAGGACUCUAACCACAAACCACAGCCUGGUGGUUUGGAGGAUUCACCACCACCCUCAAAUAACAAAGAUACAGAGGUCACCCAGGCCAUUAUUGUAUCAGAAAGUAGGGAGAAAGAGGACUCUAACUAUGAACCACAGCCUGGUGAUUUGGAGGAUUCACCACCACCCUCAAAUAGCAAAGAUACAGAGGUCACCCAGGCCAUUAUUGUAUCAGAAAGUAGGGAGAAAGAGGACUCUAACUAUGAACCACAGCCUGGUGAUUUGGAGAAUUCACCACCACCCUCAAAUAGCAAAGAUACAGAGGUCACCCAGGCCAUUAUUGUAUCAGAAAGUAGGGAGAAAGAGGACUCUAACUAUGAACCACAGCCUGGUGAUUUGGAGGAUUCACCACCACCCUCAAAUAACAAAGAUACAGAGGUCAUUAUUGUAUCGGAAAGUAAGGACAAAGAGGGCUCUAACCAUGAACCACAGCCUGGUGAUUCAGAGGAUGUCGCCAUUGAUAUAGAUGAUGAUAAAACCAUAACAGAUGAAGACAACACACUCGACAACAGCGAUGUUUUGGAGUUUGGUGAAGAUGAUAUGAAAGACAGGGAGGGUGAUGACAUGAGUUUGGUCCAGCGGAAUCAAUGUCGGCCAAUUGAAGAUGUGAUUGAAGUCAGCAUGGGCAGCCUUGGUGAUGUGGUGGAAGUGGCAGUGGGUGGAGAGAAUGUCAAUCUGGAGGGGGAUCUGGAGUGUAACGUGGACCAGCUGUAUGGAGUAAUAGGGGGAGAGUCGGAGAACCUGGAGGAUGUUUUGUCUGUGGGGCAGGGCCAGAGAGGAGCAGGUUGCUUUUCAGAAUUGGGGGUCAAACCAAUGGAUGUAGAGGAUGUGACCACCGCGGGUGGAAUGAAUGAGGACGACGUCGGGAAUAUUGUUGAUGAACUGAUGCAUAGCAACAGCAUGGAGAGUGGUAUGACAUCAUGGCUGUCCGGCUUUGAUCCUGAGAGCGAAAAGAGUGGAAUCAGUGGCAUGAUGGGUAGCGACUUCGAAGUGGUUGAUGAAUGUGAGGAGACGUGAUUGGGAUCAGUGUCACUGAUAAAUCGUGUGUGUGAAAUAAUGGGACUACUUACUAGACUGUUCAGUAGACAGGGCCUUCGUAUUGGUGCCUGGUAAUUGUGACCUGUAUAAAAUUGCAACUUUUCAACUCAAGAGUUUGUCGCCAUUACAAUUGUUUUCAUUAAUCAUUUGCAUGUUACACCAGAAAUCCAUGUUACUGAAUCAUUUGUUUAUCUUUGUUUUAUAUUAAAAUCAGAUUGGUCUGAUUUUUA